Molecule: messenger RNA, 4664 nt
Organism: Trichosurus vulpecula (common brushtail)
Lineage: Eukaryota; Metazoa; Chordata; Mammalia; Diprotodontia; Phalangeridae
Gene: ABLIM3
Product: actin binding LIM protein family member 3
Exons: 23
Coding region: 490-2529 (679 amino acids)
Biological process (GO): cytoskeleton organization; cilium assembly; lamellipodium assembly
Cellular component (GO): actin cytoskeleton; stress fiber
Molecular function (GO): actin filament binding
Source: RefSeq, a predicted model, not a curated record
CCCCUGCUUUUCCCUCCCUCUCAGUGGUCCACACCCCCUUGGAGCGCUCACAGGAAAAGUCCAGCUGGAAUUGCUCCGCAUUGCACGGUAGAACCCUGGAGCCAGCGAGAGCGCAGGCAAGGCGCCGGGGCAGCGGCACUCAGUCGGUCUGUCUGUCCGCGGGCCUGCAUGCCCUGCCUGCCAGCCUAUCUGCUUGUCAUUCAUUGCUUCUGCCUUUUCAAGAUUGAGAGCAGUCAGGAAGCAGAGAGAGGCAGACUGGGGGCAGAGAGGGCAUACCUGGGAUAGAAAAGACCACGGGAUCAUAGGAUUUAGAGCUGGAAGAAACCUUGGAGAUCAUCUCGAGCCCUCUCCCCGCGAGCCCCUCCUCUACCCCAUCUCUCCACCGCCCCCUCCCCCCCCCCAGGUGAGCACUGGAGCAAAGAGAGAUCACAUUUAAAGAACCGCCUUGGCCUCUUUGUUGAAUGAGAAAUUCAGAGCCAGGGCGUCACCAUGAACACCAGCAUUCCUUAUCAGCAGAACCCCUACAACCCUGGGGGAGGCACCAAUGUUAUCCAGUGCUAUCGCUGCGGGGACACUUGCAAAGGGGAAGUGGUCCGUGUGCAGAAUAACCAUUUCCACAUCAGGUGUUUCACCUGUCAAGUGUGUGGCUGUGACCUGGCCCAAUCUGGCUUCUUCUUCAAGAACCGUGAGUAUAUCUGCACCCAAGACUACCAGCAGCUCUAUGGCACCCGCUGCCACAGCUGCCGGGACUUCAUCACAGGCGAGGUCAUCUCCGCCCUGGGCAGGACCUAUCACCCCAAGUGUUUCGUGUGCAGCUUGUGUAGGAAACCUUUCCCCAUUGGUGACAAAGUGACAUUCAGUGGCAAAGAAUGUGUUUGCCAAACGUGCUCGAACUCCAUGAUCAGUGCCAAGCCCAUCAAGGUUCACGGACCAAGCCACUGUGCUGGCUGCAAGGAGGAGAUCAAACAUGGCCAGUCUCUCUUGGCCCUGGAGAAGCAAUGGCACGUCAGCUGCUUCAAAUGCCAAACCUGCGGGGCUGUCCUCACUGGGGAGUAUAUUAGCAAGGAUGGAGUCCCCUACUGUGAGACUGAUUACCAUUCUCAGUUUGGCAUUAAGUGCGAGACAUGUGACCGGUAUAUCAGUGGCAGGGUCUUAGAGGCAGGAGGAAAACAUUACCACCCAGCCUGUGCCAGAUGUGUCCGCUGCCAACAGAUGUUCACAGAAGGAGAAGAGAUGUACCUCACAGGUUCUGAGGUAUGGCACCCUAUCUGUAAACAGGCAGCCCGGGCAGAGAAGAAAUUAAAGCACAGGAGGACAUCUGAGACUUCCAUCUCCCCACCUGGCUCCAGCAUUGGGUCACCCAACAGAGUCAUCUGUGCCAAAGUGGAUAAUGAGAUCCUUAAUUACAAAGACCUGGCAGCUCUUCCCAAGAUUAAGGCUAUCUAUGAGGUCCAGCGCCCAGACCUCAUUUCCUAUGAACCCUAUCACAGAUACACCUCCGAUGAGAUGCUGGAGAGAUAUAGCUAUGGGGAGUCGAUGGGAACCUUAUCGCCAUAUUCCCAGGACAUCUUUGAGAGUCUAGACCUCCGGCAACGAAGAGCCUCCAGCCCAGGAUACAUUGAUUCUCCAACUUACGGCCGUCAGGGCAUGUCUCCUACCUUUCCCCGCUCACCCCACCAUUAUUACCGCUCAGGUGCAGAGAGUGGGCGGAGCUCACCCUACCAUAGCCAGUUAGACGUGAGGUCCUCCACUCCAACCUCUUACCAAGCUCCCAAGCACUUUCAUGUUCCAGCUGCUGGAGAAAGCAACAUCUACCGGAAACCCCCCAUCUACAAAAGACAUGCAACAAAAAGCAAAACCAGUGAAGAUAUCACCCAGUCCUCCAAGUAUGCUCCGGCCUACUCCCCUGACCUCUACUAUGGCUCAGAAUCUGAGUUCUGGACCUACCACAGCUCCCCCAAAGUGCCCCGAGCCCGGAGGUUCUCAGCAGGAGGAGAAGAGGAUGAUUUUGAUCGUGGUCUACAUAAGAUCCAAAGUGGGAUUGGACGGCUGAUUCUGAAGGAGGAGAUGAAGGCUCGCUCCAGCUCCUAUGCAGAUCCCUGGACCCCUCCCCGGAGCUCUACCAGCAGCAGAGAAGCCUUGCACACUGCUGGCUAUGAGACUUCCCUCAAUGGCUCUCCUCGGUCCCAUUACCUGGCUGACAGUGAUCCCCUCAUCUCUAAGUCAGCCUCGCUUCCUGCCUACAGGAGAAAUGGGCUUCACAGGACACCCAGUGCAGACCUCUUUCACUAUGACAGCAUGAAUGCCGUCAACUGGGGGAUGCGAGAGUACAAGAUCUAUCCAUAUGAAUUGCUUCUGGUGACCACCAGGGGGAGAAACCGGCUACCCAAAGAUGUGGACAGGACACGUUUAGAACGUCACCUGUCCCAAGAAGAGUUCUACCAGAUCUUUGGCAUGACCAUCACUGAAUUUGACCGACUGGCCCUCUGGAAGAGGAACGAACUGAAGAAACAAGCUCGGCUUUUCUGAGAUCACGAAUCUAUAAAUAGACAUUUAUAUAAAGAUAUAUGUAUAAAUCUCUAUAUUGAAGCUCAGUAUAACCCACUCUCAUACAGAAGGAGAUGCUGCCUGCAGGGAUAUUUGCUUUUCUGGACUGUCGGGCAAUUUCUAAGUUAUUCAAAAGUUUUUAACUUCUUCAUUUCCUCUUUUCUAAGUGCACUGAGAUCCGGGGAGGGAUUUUCAUGGAGCUCUUGCCCUUUCACUAGGGUCUUUUUAUACAGAAACAUCUAGUUUGUGGUAACUUGGGCUCCCCCAACCCCCACCAGAGUCCCAAUCCUCUCUACCAAGAGAGGCUAUGGGAUUCUCUCCUCUGUUUGAUGCCCUGUUUCUUUCCCAAGCUUCCAUCGUGUACCUCACAUGGUGAAGUGGAAAGAGCACUGGAUUUCUAGUCAGAGGUCCUGGGUUCAGAUCCUGGCUCUGCUGCUUACUACGUGUGUCACCUUGGGUAAACCAUUUAACUCUUCUGGGCCUCAGUUUUCUCUUCCACAAAAUAAGGGGGCUGGACUAGAUUAUAUCUAAGGUGCCUUCUAGCUGUGGUUCAGACCCCUGAUUGGAUACUCCCACGGAGUGAUCCACAGGGCUCUCCAGCAUCAUUGAUCCCCUCUGGGAGCUGACUGAAUAGAGAUAAGACUUUUUCACUGUUAAGUUUGUAAUUAGGAAAUUUUGGAAGGAAAGGGGAGGUGACCUAAGUAGACUUUAUGGAAUGAGUCCCCCAUCACUAGAAAUCUUCUAGUGGAAUGAACGAGUAGAGGGGAUUCCUGCUCAGGUACAGGUUGAACCAAAUAUACUAUGGAGUCCCUCUCAGCUCUGAUACUCUAUUAUUCUCUAAGGAAGAACUUCCUAAGGACUAGAGCUGUCCAACAAUAGAAUGAAUUGCCUCAUGAGUUAGUGAGUUCCCCAUCAGUGGAGGUAUUCAAGCAGAGACUGGAUGAACACCUUCCAGAAAGAGUGGAGACAGGAUUUCUGCCCUGAGUAAGGGUUAAGGGGAACUAGAUGAAUUCUAAGCUCCCUUCCAGAUUUAAGAUUCUAGGAUUCUCUUCCUGUGGUCUGAUACUUUUAUUCUAUCCCUUUGCACAUCAGUGAAUAGUGAUGCCCUAGAAGGAAUGACUUCACCUUGUUUCCCUCCAGAUUUAUUUCCUCAAUCAUGAUCUUCCCUUUGCCCAGAAACCACAGUAAGGAGCACUUAACCUUUCUCUCUUGCUCCAGACUGCCUGACCCUUUCCCCUCUGCAGGGUAGACCAAUCCCCUAAACUCCUAUAAAUUCUGAACUCUAUAUUCAAUGUGCCUCGUGUCUCAAACACACAACAGGGAUGGUGUUCUCAUCAUUCCCUUUCUUGAUUUUAAGAAAGUCUGUGUCAUUCCAAGGAAGAUUUAUAGCCUGACACCUGCUCCUCUUGAGUAAGCACUAUCCUUUCUUGGGCCCUUUGGCUCCGUUCCUCAAAUCUGGGUGCGGUUCACCAGGAUGGCCCUGGAGAAGCAGCUGCUGAGUGGAAUAUAAUUGCUUAUAUUCCUGGGACUGCCCCUGCUUCUGCUUUCUCCCUUAACUGGCCCCUCUGCCCUUUGGAGCAGAUGCCUCUCACUCUCAUACCUGCCUUCUUUCUUGAGAGAGUGAUGGUCUGAGGAGCCAGAGAUAUAUCACAGCUUAUAUUCCCAGAAGCCCCUUGCCUUUGCUUUCUCCCUUAACUGCCCUGCAAUGGUGGAUGACUCCUCCAAGGAGACACAGAGCAUAAACUAAGUCCAUAGGUCACAUAGGACUGACAAAAGAUGAACCUAAGCCUUCUAUGCAGUUCCUGUUGGUGGAAUGAUGUUCUUCUGUUUGAUAAGAGUUUGUCAGGGCCUGUGUUAACUGGGGAAGAGACUGUCACCUGCAGAGUCUUGUGAAGGGAAACCUAAAGAUUGAUAUUCGAUGCUAUCAUUUGAAAUUCUAACCUGUAUUACAUCCUCACUUCCUGUUAGGACCUUCUUGGCUUGCAUCGUCCAGGCCAGAAGCCACUUUGGGAGCUGAGAUCUCAUCAUUGAUCUCUGAUAAUUUAGAAAGAUCUAAAAAAUUUUUGGUUAUUGUUGUUGGCUUUUUCCCUCUCCAUAAAACACAUACUUUCAACUAA